AUGUCAUCAACAAGAGUCACGCUGAUCCCCUGGGACCCUGAGUCUGCAGACCACAUCACGCGGAUGGUGGACCAGAGGAUAGCAUGCGGCUGGGACGCUAACCUGGUGCCCGAAUGGCAGGGCUGGCAGCGCUCGGGGUUCAAAUGCAUCUACUGGAUCGCACUCACAAGUGAAGACCCGGAGCGUGAUGCAAAGAUCGCCAAGCACGUGUCCGAAUACCCAAAGGAGACGGAGCCGAUUGUAGACACCGCACAAUCCAUCUACGCCGUCGCUAGGACGGCCACCGGGACACCGUUCCACCCCGUCGGCCACAUCUCGCUCGACGCCGGCAACCCGCCCGCCGAGCCCCUCGGCCUCCCGAUCCCCAAGGAGAACGUGUUCUGGGUGAAGAGCCUCUACGUCUCGGACGCGAUCCAGGGCUCGGGGAUCGGAAGGGCGGCGAUGGACAUGGCGGAGGCCAUGGCCGCCGGCACACCGCUCUGCGCCAAGACGCUGGUGCUGGAUACCGUCUCGAAGGAGGACCAGCUCCGGAAGGAGUCCGCCGUGGUGCACAAGGGAAAGCUUCCCGCUUCGCCCGCCCAAGCGUGGUAUGAGAGGAGAGGGUACAAGCUCAUCCACACAGUCAACAACUUCUACGGCUUCCCAGAAACGGAUCCGGACGGAAACCCGGUGGUUAGAAGAACCGUCUUCUUGCGCAAAGACAUCGUAUAG
Colletotrichum graminicola M1.001 is the source of this 711-nucleotide messenger RNA. RefSeq lists its product as uncharacterized. Gene Ontology annotation, molecular function: acyltransferase activity, transferring groups other than amino-acyl groups. The coding region runs from base 1 to 711 and encodes 236 amino acids. NCBI's taxonomy places the organism in Eukaryota, Fungi, Ascomycota, Sordariomycetes, Glomerellales, Glomerellaceae. The transcript is spliced from 4 exons. The record is from RefSeq and is a predicted model, not a curated record.